Messenger RNA from Kwoniella shivajii, 774 nucleotides. RefSeq lists its product as uncharacterized. NCBI's taxonomy places the organism in Eukaryota, Fungi, Basidiomycota, Tremellomycetes, Tremellales, Cryptococcaceae. Bases 1 to 774 code for a protein of 257 amino acids. The record is from RefSeq and is a predicted model, not a curated record. The transcript has a single exon.
AUGUUUGAUUCGUCAACUACUGCCAAAGACGAUACAAUCGAUGCUCCUAAAAUAUAUUCCUACGUCGCCACCUUCGAGCCGCGGGAUCGACAUCGACAGAUUGAAAGUAUCAUUGAAGGUUCUCUAGAACACCCUGGACGCAUCGGCCUUCGAGGGACUGGGAGUGCAGGUGUUUUUAUGGGAACAUGGAAUUCUACUGACUAUUCGAGAGUCACGAUCACUCCAAUAUCCUCCAAGAACGCAUUCAAUCAUGAUAGUCAGGGCUCCAAUCUGGAUGAUCAACCAUUCACGGUGAAUGCUAAGACGGAGAUAUCUAGACUCUCUCAUAUUCAGACUAAGCCUUGCCAGAGAUUCGAUACAAGUUCUUUUGAUCACGCUACACUCGAGUAUACAGAUGACGCCUCAUACACACAGCUUAAAGACUGGAUCAAUCAGGAAACAUUCAGAUUCGAUUCUACUGAAAAUCUUCGAGAUGAGAACAUUCGACUUCAACAACAAGAUCAUCUGACCUACAAAUCGGUGCCCGUCACCAUGCACCUUUACAAUAGAAGGACCAAGGGUACAACAAAAUACGUCGAUACACUCAAGAACUGGCGCGUGCGCUGGUGUGAAGCAACCAUCACCCUUGGAGGAGGUGUUCAAACACUGGAAGGUACCCCCACGCCUGGAGAUAUCGACUCCAAAGCGGGAGAUACCCGAAUCCAAACUUUGCCUGGGAGAGAAAAGAAGUCAGUCCGAUUUUCCAUGGACGAUUUAAUCGAAGAGAAAGCAUGA